GCGGCGCUGCCGUGUUGUGCCUGCGUGUCGGGGCAAAGGGGAGGAGGAUGGUGACAUCGGGAGGAUGGAGGCCGUUUUAUCUAGGUAUGAAAACCAGAUCACUAUUUUGUCAGAUUGCUUAGAAGAAUUUCCAGAAACUGAUGAGCCAGUGUGGAUUUUAGGAAGGCAACACCACCUAAACACAGACAAAUCUAAGUUAUUGUUGGAUAUAAGUGGCCGUCUCUGGUUUACGUAUAGAAGAAAGUUUUCACCUAUUGGAGGCACUGGUCCGUCAUCUGAUGCAGGCUGGGGAUGCAUGUUGAGGUGUGGGCAGAUGAUGCUGGCCCAGGCGCUGAUCUGCAGACAUUUAGGAAGAGAUUGGCAAUGGGAAAAACACAAAAAACAACCAGAAGAAUAUAAUAGAAUUUUACAGUGCUUUCUGGAUAGAAAGGAUUGCUGCUAUUCCAUCCACCAGAUGGCACAGAUGGGUGUUGGAGAGGGGAAGUCCAUUGGAGAAUGGUUUGGACCAAAUACAGUUGCUCAAGUACUGAAGAAGCUUGCUUUAUUUGAUGAAUGGAAUUCAUUAGCAGUUUAUGUAUCUAUGGACAAUACAGUGGUCAUUGAAGACAUCAAGAAGAUGUGCUGGUCCCCUGCCCAGAGCAGCAGCGUUGCCCACAGCAGUGCACAUAUGCACAGAAGUGCUCUUGGCCAAAACAGGAACAUAGCAGGAUUGUGCCCAGGCUGGAAGCCCCUCUUGCUCAUUAUCCCUCUCCGGCUAGGGAUUAAUCACAUCAAUCCAGUGUAUAUUGAUGCAUUUAAAGAAUGCUUUAAGAUGCCACAGUCUUUGGGAGCAUUAGGAGGGAAACCCAAUAAUGCCUAUUAUUUUAUAGGAUUUUUAGGCAAUGAGCUGAUCUACUUGGAUCCUCACACCACUCAGAGUUUUGUAGAUUCAGAAGAAAAUGGGACAGUUGAUGAUGAGAGCUUCCACUGCCAGCAAGCCCCACACAGAAUGAAGAUCAUGAAUUUGGACCCUUCAGUAGCUUUAGGCUUCUUUUGCAAAGAAGAAUGUGAUUUUGAUAACUGGUGUAGUCUUGUACAAAAGGAGAUUCUAAACCAACAGAGCCUACAGAUGUUUGAGCUGGUCCAGAAGCACCCACCACACUGGCCUCCUUUCAUACCUCCUACCAAGCCAGAAGUGACAACCACAGGAGCAGAACUGAUUGAAUCUACUGACAAGCUAUUUGAAUUGGAAGAAGAAUUUGAAAUCCUGAGUGUAUGAAGGAAACUGUGGUGACCCUUCUGAGUAUUGAACAUAUUGCUAAUAUUACUUCAUUGGCUUAAAUUACACAGCCGUUAGCCCAAAAGUGCCUGAAAUCAUGGAUAACAGAGCACAAACACCUGGUAUCAUCCAAAACUCCAACAGGGACAGUACCUUCUGUCAAAGAGCUUCCCCAGAUGGAAAGGCAGUGAAAGAUUUUAUUAUAAGACCCUGAAAGGGAACCUCUUUUUAAUGUGUGUCUUUCUUGAAGACAAAUGGACCUCUGAGAUUAAGGCACAAGUAAGUCUGUCAUCGGGCUGUAUAUUUGGGGAAAGGGGUAACACAGAAAUGGGUAUUUCUUGCUCUCAUAUAAUGCAGUAGUUUAGUUCUUAAAGCAAAACAGUCUUCAGUUAAGGAGAAUGUUUACUUCUGUUCCUAUUGGUGGGCUGCAUCAUAGAAAAAAUACAUUGUCUUAUUUAAAAGAUCAACUUGAUCAGGAGAAAAUUGUUUCCUUGUUAAAUAUUUUAACAUGUAUUUGAGCAACCACACUUUAUGACAAAAAUGUUUCUGUGAAAGGAACUAUGACUAACGUAUCCGUUUGCAAUAGCCUUCCUUUCCUGUUUCUGGGAGACCUCAAGAGGAGCCGGAUCCUCAAAUAGUUGAUACAGAUCACAACCACUGUUGUAGUUAUGAUAUAUUUCACCUUGACCUUAAAGUUCAAUCGUUUUAACUUAGGCUGACUUUUAUUUUGGAGCUAAGGUGAGUCAAUUGUACCUUAUUUAUUUUAAAAAAGAUUUACAUAAGUAUCUCUGUCACUGCACUUUAUCUGUGCAUCUAAUAAAUUUCUUAAGCUUUUCA
Molecule: messenger RNA, 2095 nt
Organism: Pseudopodoces humilis (Tibetan ground-tit)
Lineage: Eukaryota; Metazoa; Chordata; Aves; Passeriformes; Paridae
Gene: ATG4A
Product: autophagy related 4A cysteine peptidase
Biological process (GO): piecemeal microautophagy of the nucleus; autophagosome assembly; mitophagy
Cellular component (GO): cytoplasm
Molecular function (GO): protein-phosphatidylethanolamide deconjugating activity; cysteine-type endopeptidase activity
Source: RefSeq, a predicted model, not a curated record